Messenger RNA from Closterium sp. Yama58-4, 753 nucleotides. NCBI's taxonomy places the organism in Eukaryota, Viridiplantae, Streptophyta, Zygnematophyceae, Desmidiales, Closteriaceae. The record is from the annotation of a GenBank genome assembly.
AUGUCGAGCCUCACUUCUCUCUCAGGACUCACCAGUCUCUCCUGCUGCUUUGACGCAUCGGUGACGCCUUUCCCGAUCGCACAACUGCCGUGUCUGAAGUCGCUGGAGUUGGAAGCAGCAAGUCCGCGGUUCGACCUCAUGUUUCUGCUGAAUCAGCCAUGCAGCAGUCUGGAACGAUUGUGUCUCGGCAAGAGCGUCGAGCUUCAAAGUCUUCCUCAUGCCAUGGGAGAGCUGAUGCCAUGCCUCCGGGAGCUGAUCAUCAACGAAUGUGAAUCUCUCGCCCAUCUGCCUGGCGGCUUCACCUCCCUCCGCGCUCUGCAGAGGUUGACAAUUUCCCGGUGCAAGAUGACCAGCCUGCCUGGAACCUUCGGAAGGCUACCCGCUCUGACAUUUUUGUCGCUGGGUCUGCCGGAGCUCACGCAUCUCCCAGAUUCGUUCCGCCUCCUCACUGCUCUCAAGAUUCUGAAUCUGGUUGACUGUGAAUCUCUCAGCGAACUACCUCCAAGCCUUGGCGAUUUAACAGCACUCGAGUCUCUCAGCAUCGUCAACUCUCCACGCUUAAUGCUUUCUGAAUCCAUUGGAGAUAUGACCAACCUUAAGAGUUUCCACCUGAAUGAAGUUUCCACCUUGAGAUACUCAGAGCUUCCCUCAUCGCUUUCACGGCUCUCCUCACCCACAAGCCUUCAGAUCUUUCAAAGCGUCCUAAGCUGGCUUCCAGAGGGAAUGGGGAAGCUGAGUCAACUGUGUCAGUGA